CUUCCUUGCCUGUGCACGCAUGCGCCAGGAGAAGGGGUUUGCUUCCGGACUGGGAAAGAGAACGGGAAGCGCUGCAGAGAAGCUGAAGUGGAGAAAAGCAGCAGAGCUGGAGCCUGGGAAAGUUUACUCAAAAAGAGAAGCCUCAGAUCAUAACCAACUGAAUAAAGGGAAGUUCUCACAGGUAAAAGUAACCUAGGAGAAGGAGAUGGAAGAGCAAGACCCAGAAGGACCUGGAAUGGGCAAGACGGCAAGGAAAAGCCCCCAUCCCAUCCAACCUGGAAGUGUUGUUGAAUUCUGGGAAAGGACUGGGCCAGAGAUCUUGGCUAAGGACACCAUCACUUCAGAUGUCCACUGCCAACUCUUCCGGCGGUUCCGCUACCAUGAGGCCGUUGGGCCCCAAGAGGUUUGCAGCCAGCUCCAUGGACUUUGCAACCAGUGGGUGAAGCCAGAGAGGCAAACCAAGAAGCAGAUCCUGGACCUGGUGAUCCUGGAGCAGUUCCUGACUCUCCUGCCCCAAGAAAUGCAGUGCUGGGUCAGAGGAUGUGGGCUGGAGACCAGUUCCCAGGCGGUGACCCUGGCCGAAGGUUUCCUCCUGAGUCAGGCAGAGGAGAAGAGGCAGGCAGAACAGAUGUGGGGACCACCUUUGAAGAUGGAAGCUACAAUCCCUGAAGAAGAAGGAGCUCUCUUGGAGCAGGGGCAGAGGGUGCAGGCGGUGGAGCAUGCCCAAGAUGCCCUCUCCUGUGGAACAGGCAGUAGAGAGAUGCUGUUGAGCCGUUGUCUUUUUCAAGGUGUGGGAACACCUGCUGCACCUCCAAUCCAGGUUCCCUUUUCCUUGGAGGAGGUGUCCGUCUCUUUCACGGAGGCUGAGUGGGCCCUACUGGAUCCGGGACAAAGAGCUCUGUACUGGGAAGUCAUGCUGGAGAACUAUGGGAAUGUGGCCUUUUUGGCAGAAAAUGAUCAGAGGAAUGAGGAGGGGGAGGAACUUCAUCAGCAAAUGCCGGACUUGAAUGAAAACGUCAGGAGUAAAGGCAGACCUAAAAGAAAGACAGACAGUGGUAUGGUUGAGAAGCGUGAUGGAGGAAAGUGGAACGUACAUUUUUCAAACCAAAGGAUAUUGAAGGCAAGGAAAUCCAUUCAAUGUGGAAAGUAUUUCAGAAAUAGAUCGCAGCUCCUUGUAACCCAAAGAAUACACAGAGAGGAGACACCUGAAUAUUCAGAGAUGAGAAAUGAAUUCAGUCAGAGUAGCUUUCUUCAGCUUCAUCAAAAAACUCUCAAAGGAGAGAAAACUUUUAACUGCUUAGAGUGUGGAAAGAGAUUCAGUCAGAGGGGACAUCUUCAGUGUCAUCAGAGAACCCACACAGGGGAGAAACCUUUUGAAUGCUCAGAGUGUGGAAAGGGAUUCAGACACAGAGGCCAUCUUCACCAGCAUGAAAGAACGCACACAGGUGAGAAACCUUUUGAAUGCUCAGAGUGUGGAAAGAGAUUCAGUCAGAGUGGCAGUCUUCAAUAUCAUCAGAGAACCCACACAGGGGAGAAACCUUUUGAAUGCUCAGAGUGUGAUAAGAGAUUCAGUAGAAGCAGUCUUCUUCAUUAUCAUCAGAGCACCCACACAGGGGAGAAACCUUUUGAAUGCUCAGAGUGUGGUAAAAGAUUCAGUCGGAGUGGCAGUCUUCAAAAGCAUCAGAGAACCCACACAGGGGAGAAUCCUUUUGAAUGCUCAGAGUGUGGGAAGAGAUUCAGUACAAGUAGCAAUCUUCAACAUCAUCAGAGAACCCAUACAGGGGAGAAACCAUUUGAAUGCUCAGAGUGUGGAAAGAGAUUCAAUUUCAAUGGCGAUCUUAAAAAACAUCAGAGAACCCACACAGGAGAAAAACCCUUUGAAUGUUCAGAAUGUGGAAAGAAAUUCAGUCGGAGGGAUCGUCUUCAAUAUCAUCAGAGAACCCACACAGGGGAGAAACCUUUUGAAUGCUCAGUGUGUAGAAAGAGAUUCAUUUGGAGUGGCUGUCUUCAAGAGCAUCAGAGAACCCACACAGGGGAGAAGCUUCUUGAAUGCUCAGAAUGUGGAAAGAGAUUCAGUUUCAAUGGCGAUCUUAAAAAGCAUCAGAGAACACACACAAGAGAAGAACCCUUUGAAUGCUCAGAAUGUGGAAAGAGAUUCAGUCGGAGGGGUCAUCUUCAAUGUCAUCAGAGAACCCACACACGGGAGAAACCUUUUGAAUGCUCAGAGUGUGGAAAGGGAUUCAGACACAGAGGCCAUCUUCACCAACAUGAAAGAACGCACACAGGUGAGAAACCUUUUGAAUGCUCAGAGUGUGGAAAGAGAUUCAGUCAGAGUGGCAGUCUUCAAGAGCAUCAGAGAACCCAUACAGGGGAGAAACCUUUUGAAUGCUCAGAGUGUGGGAAGAGAUUCAGUAGAAGCAAUCGUCUUCAUUAUCAUCAGAGCACCCACACAGGGGAGAAACCUUUUGAAUGCUCAGAGUGUGGUAAGAGAUUCAGUUGGAGUGGCAGUCUUCAAAAGCAUCAGAGAACUCACACAGAGGAGAAUCCUUUUGAAUGCUCAGAGUGUGGGAAGAGAUUCAGUCAGAUUGGCAGUCUUCACCGUCACCAGUUAACCCACACAGGGGACAAACCUUUUGAAUGCUUAGAGUGGAAAGAGUUUCAGUACUAGUGGCCAUCUUCAAUGUCAUCAGAGAACGCACACAGGGGAGAAGAGAAACCUUUUGAAUGCUCAGAAUGUGGAAAGGGAUUCAGACACACAGGGCAUCUUCACCAGCAUGAAAGAACGCACACAGGCGAGAAACCUUUUGAAUGCUCAGAAUGUGGAAAGAGAUUCAGUAGAAGCAAUCGUCUUCAUUAUCAUCAGAGAACCCACACAGGGGAGAAACAUUUUGAAUGCUCAGAGUGUGGUCGGAGAUUCAGUUGGCGUGGCAGUCUUCAAAAGCAUCAGAGAACCCACACAGGGGAGAAUCCUUUUGAAUGCUCAGAGUGUGGGAAGAGAUUCAGUCAGAGUGGCAGUCUUCAACGUCACCAGGGAACCCCACACAGGGGACAAACCUUUUGAAUGCUUAGAGUGGAAAGAGAUUCAGUACUAGCGGCAGUUUUCAAAAGCAUCAUAGACCCAACACGGGGGAGAAUCCUUUUGAAUGCUCAGAUUGUGGAAAGAGCUUCAGCACGAGUCGCCAUCUUCACCAGCAUUGUAGAAACCACACAGAAGAAAUGAUUUGAAUGCUCAGAAUUUGAAAAGAGAUUUAGUCAGCGUGGCCAUCUUCAACAGAACCCACACAGGGGAGAAAUGUUAUGAAUGCUCAUAGUAUGGAAAGAGAUUCAGUUAUAGGGGAAUCUUCAAGAGAAUCAAUAAACACACAGGGGAGAAACCUUUUGAAUUCUCAGACUGUGGAAGGAGAUUCCGCUGCAGAAACACUCUCUGAUGGCAACUGAGAAUCCACACAAGGAAGACACAAUUUUAAUAUUUGUUGCAUUGAAAGAGAUUAAGUCAGAGCGGUACUUUUCUGCUGUGUCAAGAACAUAAGAACUUUUCUCCCUUUCUCACAAUACAAGAACUUGUGGGCAUUCAAUGAAAUUGCUGAGCAGUAGGUUUAGAACGGAUAAAAGGAAGUCCUUGUUCACCCAAAGGGUGAUUAACAUGUGGAAUUCACUGCCACAGGAGGUGGUGGCGGCUACAAGCAUAGCCAGCUUCGAGAGGAGUUUGGAUAAAAAUAUGGAGCAGAGUCCAUCAGUGGCUGUUAUCCACAGCAUAUUGUUGGAACUGUCUGGGGCAGUGAUGCUCUGUAUUCUUGGUGCUUGGGGGUGGGGGCAAAGUGGAAGGACUUCCAGCCCCACUUGUGACCCUCCUUUUUUUGGCCACUGUGUGACACAGAGUGUUGGACUGGAUGGGCCAUUGGCCUGAUACAACAUGGCUUCUCUUAUGUUCUUAUACAACAUGGCUUCUCUUAUGUUCUUAUAAGAGAAGCCAUGUUGGAUCAGGCCAAUGGCCCAUCUAGUCCAACACUUUUUGUGUCAUACAGUGUCCAGAAAAAAAAAAACCAAGUGCCAUCAGGAGGUUCACAAGUAGGGCUAGAAGCCCUUCCACAUUGCCCUCCCACCCCAGCACCAAGAAUACAGAGCAUCACUGCCCCAGACACAGAGUUCCAACAAUAUGCUGUGGCUAACAGCCACUGAUGGACCUUUGCUCCAGAUGUUUAUCCAAUCCCCUCUUGAAGCUGGCUAUGCUUGUAGCCGCCACCUACUGUGGCAGUGAAUUCCACGUGUUAAUCACACUUUGGGUAAAGGACUUCCUUUUAUCCAUUCUAACCUGACUGCUCAGCAAUUUCAUUGAAUGCACACAAGUUCUUGUAUUGUGAGAAAGGGAGAAAAGUACUUCUUUCUUCACCUUCUCUGUCCCACACAUAAUCUUUACUCAGCUGGAAACUCAGGAGGUAGAUCUCUUUUUUCUUUCUUGUCAUAUGCAAGGCUACAGAGAUUGUUUUGCCUCAUAUCAAUCUUGUUCUAUAUGUAUUUAAUAAACCUUAUCUCUUUUGCUAA
Messenger RNA from Heteronotia binoei (common prickly gecko), 4542 nucleotides. Its product is annotated as oocyte zinc finger protein XlCOF6-like. The record is from RefSeq and is a predicted model, not a curated record. The transcript has 6 exons. Lineage: Eukaryota; Metazoa; Chordata; Lepidosauria; Squamata; Gekkonidae. Gene Ontology annotation, biological process: regulation of DNA-templated transcription. Bases 206 to 2668 code for a protein of 820 amino acids.